CGGCGAAAUCGUUUUCAGUGUGCUGCUCGGCACGAUCCAGACGCCAGUGUGCACCAGGCAACCAUGGCGAACCCGACAUGAUCGAGGAAAAGCGCUCGCUGCUGGCCUCCGGCGCCCGCUGGACGUUGCGGACGGCCUUCGUGCUCGGGGUGGCCGCCGCUGCCACUACCGUCAUCUAUUUCACCCCCGUGCCAGAUCAAUUUUUCGCGUCUUGCGAUCGGCCCUGCCACGAACUCGACUGGCCAAUGAUUUGCCGUAUUAAACUCACCAUUGAGGUCUACCAAACGCUCAGCAGCUCGUGCGGCACUUGCCCCGAAAAUCAGACGGAAUGCUGGAACCCAAACUGCGUCACCGCCGACGGAUUCAAGCGUGGCAUCCUGACGGCCAACAGACAGCUACCGGGCCCUAGUAUUCACGUUUGUGAAAACGACAUUUUGGUCGUGGACGUCGUGAACAGGGUGCCUGAGCACGGCUUGGCUUUCCACUGGCGAGGACUGCCGCAGAAAGACACUCCUUUCAUGGACGGUGUCCCCAUGGUGACGCAGUGCCCCAUUCCCAGCUACACAACGUUCCAGUAUAAGUUCAGGGCCUCUCGACCCGGAACGCACAUGUGGCACGCGCACAAUGGAGCUGAAAUGGCUGAUGGCCUGGCUGGCGCCCUGGUAGUCCGCAGGGCACCAAAUCGAGAGCCCCACAGAGCUCUUUACGACGAAGACAGCAAGGACCACGUGAUUGUGAUAACAGAGUGGACGCAUUCUUUCGCUCUGCAACGGAUGCUCCAAGGAUCGGUGGCCACAGAUGCGCUUCUUAUAAAUGGAAGAGGCGCUUCAAAGGAUGGUGUGCCUUCCGCCGCAUUCCAAGUGCUACCUAGUGUAAGGUAUCGGUUCAGAUUGGUGCACGCCGGCGUGAUUUCCGCGUGUCCCUUGAAGCUAAGUGUGGAGGGUCACAUGCUGAAGGUCAUCGAAAUCGACGGCAGUCCCAUCAGACCAAAGGAUGUCAGCAGCAUCACUCUCGCCUCAGGUGAGAGAGUUGACUUUGUGCUGGAAACCUCCGCGCCGCCGAGCACCUACGCCAUGAAGGUGCAGUCGACCUGCAGCCGCCUCGAACAAACUGCCACCGUGCAAUACAUCGAGUCACCAGAAGUGACGAAGACGAAACGCGAGCUGCAGUCCGCGAAGCAGGCGGACGCGCAGCGCUUGGACAGCACUGGACAGGCGUGUGGCACUCCGGACGUCGUCUGUCUGGCCGAACUCGAGGCUCUCGACCCGGCGCACUCCAGCCUUAGUAAAAGCAAGGUAGAUUUAGAAUUGGAGCUGCCCUUCGAGUUCACCUCCAUAUCCAACCACAGCCUCGGCUCAUUCAUAGUGAGUCUAGACCCUGAGGUGAAGGUGCCGCACAUCUCCAACCUGACCUUCGUAUACCCGUCGUCGCCCCUGGUGACCCAAGCUGCUGAUGUGCCGUCCGGGCUGCUCUGUCAUGCUGAGUCAAAGCCUAUAGGAUGCACAACGUUGCCUUGCGAGUGUGUGCACCAGCUGGACGUCCCGCUCGGGGCCGCUGUGCAACUCAACCUGCACGACAAAGGCGAAGCAGUAGGUGAAGGUCACGUCUUUCAUUUGCACGGCUAUUCCUUCCACAUUGUGAAAAGACUGGCUAACGGCGUGUCUCUCUCGCCUGCAAAAGACUCUGUCACUGUUCCCGCUGGAGGCAGAGUUGAAAUCAGGUUCGUCGCCGAUAACCCAGGUUACUGGUUGCUGCAUGACCAGCAUGUUGGGUACACUGCCAGAGGUCUAGGCGUACUGGUUCACGUCGGAGAUUCAACUGAUAUGCCUUCGCCCCCACCAGAUUUUCCCAAAUGCGGAACAUGGCGAGGACCGGACUUUUUCCUCACAUAAACUGGUUCUUCCAUUCCAUAAAAACAAACUGAAUUUCAGUCUCAGCCAAUUCUACAAAAUAUAAACGAAUCUCAAAGCUCAAGCAGACUGCUUUGCAGAGUUAACAAAAAGCAGAUUGUGAUAACUUUAAAUGUUUUAAUUUUACUUUAUGUCUGUAAUUUUUAUUUAUGAAAUAUUACUGCCAAGUGUGAUAGCAGAUUUUGCAUAUAUGGAUGUGAGAAAAAACAUCGCGAGUAUUGUAUAAUAUUGUGAAAUCGUGUUGUGAAAAAUGAUGCAUUGUUUUGUUGUGAAAUAAAAAGUGACAUUCCAUUUUUAACGGAA
Molecule: messenger RNA, 2213 nt
Organism: Cloeon dipterum
Lineage: Eukaryota; Metazoa; Arthropoda; Insecta; Ephemeroptera; Baetidae
Exons: 10
Coding region: 78-1892 (604 amino acids)
Molecular function (GO): oxidoreductase activity; copper ion binding
Source: RefSeq, a predicted model, not a curated record